CUCCCCCAGCCCUACUCACCUGGAUCGGAUCAUAUAACCUCCAUACAACUAUGGACUUCUUACGCUUCCUCCUGGUCCUAUAUUUUCUCCUGACGGGUUCCAUCACCCUUGCCUACGAGCCCCCCCUGAUCACACUCGACUAUGGCCAGUUCCAAGGCAGCUACGAUGCAACCUAUAACAUUUCAUACUUCCGCAAAAUCCCCUUCGCCGCAACUACUGCAGGGGAAAAUCGCUUUCGGGCCCCCCAGCCUCCACUGAACAUCACCAAUGGCACCUACGACAGCGACCAAUCUUUCGACAUGUGCCCCCAGCGCACCGUCAAUGGCUCCGAGGACUGUCUCUUCCUAGGCCUCUACUCACGCCCCUGGGCCUCCGCCUCCGCCAACCGCCCCGUCCUGGUUGUCUUCUAUGGCGGCGGCUUCAUCGAAGGCAGUGCAUCGUUCGGCAUUCCGCCAGACGCCUAUCCCAUCCUCAACGUCAGCACAUUGAACGACUACAUCGUGAUCUACCCCAACUACCGCACCAACGCCUUCGGCUUCCUCCCGGGCCAGGCGAUAAAAGACUCCUCAACCUCCGACCUCAACCCGGGCCUCCUGGACCAGCAAUACGCCCUGAAAUGGGUCCAGAGCUACAUCGACCAGUUCGGCGGCAACCCCAACAACGUCACCAUCUGGGGCCAAUCCGCCGGCGGCGGCUCCGUCGUCGCGCAGACUCUCGCCAACGGCCGCGGCAACCAGCCCAAACUCUUCUCCAAAGCCCUCGCCAGCUCCCCCUUCUGGCCCAAGACCUACGCCUACAACGCCCCCCAAGCCGAAGCCAUCUACGACCAACUGACCAGCCUCACCGGCUGCGCCAACGCCACCGACACCCUGGCCUGUCUCAAGGCCGUCGACGUCCAAACCAUCCGCUCCGCCAGCCUCAUCAUCGAAGCCGACAACACCUACACCACAAGCUCCUACAAUUGGGCCCCCGUCAUCGACGGCGACUUCCUCAUCGACACCCUCACCGACGCCAUCCAGUCCGACGACCUCCAAACUGAACUCAUCUGGGGCAUGUACAACACCCACGAGGGCCAGAACUUCAUCCCCUCCGGUCUCGACGACGCCGCCACCGCCGGCGGCUUCAACUCAUCCCUCGCCAGCUUCCACUCCUGGUUAACCGGCUUCCUCCCCGGUCUGUCAGCCACUGACAUCUCCCUGAUCGAAUCAAAAUACUACCCUGUCAACGGCAGCUCAGAAACCAUCACCUACAACACAACCUACGUCCGUGCGGGCCUGGUCUUCAGAGACCUCGUCCUCGCCUGUCCGGCCUACUGGGUCGCCUCCGCUGCCACAACCACCGGCCAUGUCGGCGAAUAUAGCAUCCCCCCCGCCACUCACGGGAGUGAUACCAUCUGGUGGGACACAAUCAACACCAUCCAAGAAACCGACCCCCUGAUAUACAAAGGCUACACCGGCGCAUUUGCCAGCUUCAUCCAGACCGGCGACCCCAACGCCCAUAAAUUGACGAAUGCGUCGGAGCCAGGCGUCCCGGAUCUUCAUGCCACCGGGGAUGAGUUUGUUAUUGCUGAUGCGGGCUUCGAGAAUCUUCGCCUUGUGCAGUUGAAGGAGAGGUGUGCGUUUUGGUUGAGUGUCGCGAAGGAUGUUCCUGUUUGAGUUGUGUUUGGUUGUUUCUUUGGGGAGAUGGGUGGGCGAGGUUGAGUAUACUAGUACAUGAUCUAUGGAGUAAGUCAGCUGGUGAGGUCAGGUGAUGAGUGAG
Aspergillus heteromorphus CBS 117.55 is the source of this 1758-nucleotide messenger RNA. RefSeq names its product putative carboxylesterase. The record is from RefSeq and is a predicted model, not a curated record. The transcript is spliced from 2 exons. Bases 51 to 1655 code for a protein of 534 amino acids. Lineage: Eukaryota; Fungi; Ascomycota; Eurotiomycetes; Eurotiales; Aspergillaceae.